Molecule: messenger RNA, 2986 nt
Organism: Perognathus longimembris pacificus (Pacific pocket mouse)
Lineage: Eukaryota; Metazoa; Chordata; Mammalia; Rodentia; Heteromyidae
Product: 25-hydroxyvitamin D-1 alpha hydroxylase, mitochondrial
Exons: 9
Coding region: 657-2183 (508 amino acids)
Biological process (GO): cortisol metabolic process; C21-steroid hormone biosynthetic process; glucocorticoid biosynthetic process
Cellular component (GO): mitochondrial inner membrane
Molecular function (GO): iron ion binding; heme binding; monooxygenase activity
Source: RefSeq, a predicted model, not a curated record
AGAUUAAAGUACCUGGAGCCAGUUUCAACCCGUUAAUCUACAUACCACCUGCCCUGUAUGUAUGUAUGUAGAGGAAAGAUGUGGCUAGUACAGGAAAAUUCUCACAUGCAAAGAAAAUAUAAUGCAGCAAGCCAAAAAAAGACCCCAUUGUGGGGCAUCUAGGCACUUCAACUGAGGAAAGAAAGAUCUAUGCUACGGAGAAAAGAAUUUCCCAGGGAGACCAUGCCUCUACCUAUUUCUCUAGCUGGAGGAGUUGGAGGAUGCAGAGUUCCUGAGGAUGAUCCUGAAGGGGCUUGACUCCCUUGGAAAAAGGAGCACACUGACUCCUGUAAUCCAUAUUACGUAACCUUUCCUAGGAAGAAACAGACCUUUAGGCUGCUGAACUAAGACACAAGGCAGAAGAAACUUAAGACCUCCCCUCCUAUGAAGGUCAUUGUAACAUGAGUCCCCAAAGAGCCACGGAGUCAGCUCCUGCCCUGCCUACCAUUUGUAAGUGCUGAUUUCUAGCACGGACUACUCAGGGAAAGGGAUUGGCUGAGGACCUGGAGAAGGGGGCGUCACCACCUCUCUGACCAAGGAUUAAAUAGGGGUUCUGGCAAGUAGGCAAGAUGCUCUGGGAAACCACUCUUUCCUGGGCUCCUUGAACCCUACCUACCAUGACACAAACUCUGAAGCUUGCCUCCAGGGUGUUUCAUCGAAUGCACUGGCCUCCCAUGCUGGCCACCUCUCUGGGUUCCCGAGGCUCCGACUCAGCACCUGGCAGUUUGGCAGACAUCCCAGGGCCCUCCACACCUACCUUCCUGGCUGAACUUUUCUGCAAAAGGGGGCUGUCCAAGCUACAUGAGCUGCAGGUGCAGGGCGCCGCUCGCUUCGGCCCCAUUUGGCUGGCCAGCUUCGGGACAUUGCGCACGGUGUACGUGGCUGACCCUGCCCUCAUCGAGCAGCUGCUGCGCCAGGAGGGGUCUCGGCCGGAGCGCUGUGGCUUCUCAUCCUGGACUGAGCACCGUCGCCGCCACCACCGUGCUUGUGGACUGCUCACCGCGGAAGGCGAAGAAUGGCAAAGGCUGCGCAGUCUCCUGGCCCCUCUCCUCCUCCGUCCUCAAGCGGCUGCUGGCUAUGCGGGGACCCUCAGCAACGUGGUCCGUGACCUUGUAGGACGAUUGAGGCGACAGCGGGGACGCGGCACCGGUCCGCCCGCCCUGGUGCGGGACGUCGCGGGAGAGUUUUACAAGUUUGGCCUGGAAGGCAUAGCCGCCGUGCUGCUGGGUUCGCGCCUGGGCUGCCUGGAGGAUGAAGUACCUGCAGACACGGAGACCUUCAUCCGCGCAGUGGGCUCUGUGUUUGUGUCCACGCUGUUGACCAUGGCCAUGCCCAGCUGGCUGCAUCACCUUGUGCCUGGACCCUGGGCCCGUCUCUGCAGAGACUGGGACCAGAUGUUUGCCUUUGCCCAGCAGCACGUGGAGAGGCGAGAGGCUGAGGUAGCCAUGAGGAAUCAGGGCAAGCCGGCCAAAGACAGGCUGUCUGGGUCUCAUCUGACACAUUUCCUUUUUGGGGAGAAACUGCCAACCCAGUCUAUCGUGGGGAAUGUGACAGAGCUGCUGCUAGCUGGAGUGGACACGGUGUCCAACACGCUCUCCUGGGCUCUGUACGAGCUCUCCCGACACCCUGAAGUCCAGUCAGCGCUCUACACUGAGAUCACAGCCGCCCUGGGCCCUGGCUUCUGUGCUCAUCUGGAAGCCACCGCUCUGUCCAAGCUACCUCUAUUGAAGGCUGUGGUCAAGGAAGUGCUAAGAUUGUACCCUGUGGUACCUGGAAAUUCCCGUGUGCCAGACAAAGAUAUUCACGUGGGAGGUUAUAUUAUCCCCAAAAAGACGCUGGUAUCUUUAUGUCAUUAUGCCACUUCAAGGGACCCUGUUCAGUUUCCAGAGCCAAAUUCUUUCUGUCCAGCUCGCUGGAUGGGAGAAGGCCCAGCCCCCCACCCAUUUGCAUCUCUUCCCUUUGGCUUUGGCAAACGAAGCUGCAUAGGGAGACGUCUGGCAGAGCUUGAGCUGCAAAUGGCAUUGGCCCAGAUCUUGACACAUUUUGAGGUGCUGCCUGAGCCAGGUGCUCCCCCAAUCAGACCUAUGACACGCACUGUCCUGGUACCUGAAAGAAGCAUCAAUCUACAGUUUGUGGACAGAUAGUCCUGUGAAAGGAAGCUGUCAUCAUCACCUCUCAUCUCAGGGCUUUAUUAGCUGCAAGACCAUUAGAUACACCUUCCCCCUGAGACCUGUCUAUCUGAAAAAACUGGAUAGAAAAACUAUAGCAAAGUGCAGGAAGCAGCCCUGACCCAUAUGGGAAAGUAUGCACUUGUUCGGACUUACAGAUUCAGAGAGAACCAUGCUGCCUUCACCUGCUCAGUACUUCUGUCAUACCUUCAAGGAUCCAACUCAGAUUUGAAUGCAUCCUUCAAGGGCCAUUCAGAUGCCAACUAAUAAUGCUGGCUGGCCUGAGCAAUGAUUCUGUCAUGGCAACUGUGAUGCUUCCACAGUGUUUAUUGAUGCUGGCUAAGCACUUAUCACGGCAUGACCUAGGUAAUUGUGCAGCUGGUCUGCCCCCAGUUCUGCCUUGUAAGCGUGUAAGCUCUUGGAGAGGAAAGAUAAGGCCUAUUUCAUCUAUUUUUUUUUUCUGAGACAAGGUCUCACUAUGAAGCCCUGCCUGGCCUUGAACUCUUGAUCCUCCUGCCUCACCUCUGAUAGCUUUACAGGCAUAUGCCACUAUACUUGAGCCUAUUGGAACUUUCAUUCCACUAGAACUUUAUAUAUGAGAUUCUUAUACACAUUUUCAGACUGCAUCUGGACCAUGUGGCAGAAAGGAUGGGCAGCUUACAAUGCUCCUCCUCCCCUAUCCUUCAUCUUGUUCCAUGGUGAAUAUGCCUGGCUUAGGAUGGGUGCGUGUGUGUGUGUGUGUGUGUGUGUGUACAAGCACAUGUGUUCGCAAACUAGUA